This is a messenger RNA of Passer domesticus (house sparrow), 6664 nucleotides long. RefSeq names its product ER membrane associated RNA degradation (gene ERMARD). Lineage: Eukaryota; Metazoa; Chordata; Aves; Passeriformes; Passeridae. The record is from RefSeq and is a predicted model, not a curated record. The coding region runs from base 1447 to 3465 and encodes 672 amino acids. The transcript has 18 exons.
UUUUGACUGUACAAAAUAGUAAGAAAAAAUCCAUAUCACAUGUCAAUAUUUUAGAAUUUAAAGACUCUAAAUAAUACUUUAUGGUGUACAGCUAAGAGAAAAAAACCCCCAACAAUUAGUCCAGGAAUAUGUUAACAAAAACCACAGAAAGCUAGAAGCUGGUUAUCAUCUUGUGGCUGUUUUAACACUACUGUUUUGCCUGAAAUAGGAGAAAUGGUUGACUUACACUCAAUUUUAAAUUCUUUUCCAGCAAAAUCCAACUGAACUUUUCAUUUAAGCUUGUCAAUCAGAUACACCAUAUUACCACCCUAAAUCCAUUCCCUUUUCGAAGGAAAAAUACACAGAUAUUAAUGUACCCAUUCAAGACUGUUAGCCACAAGUUCAAGCUUCUCAUUCAAAUAGCCUACACAAUACCCAAAAUAUAGACUUGGUUCAUUUACUACUUCAUCUCACUCAUCCUUGCUCUUUGUUACUAAAAAUAGUAGUUUAUGUAAUGAUGAUUUAAUUUGCUCAUUAAAAAAAAAAAAGGAAAAAGUAAGCUCCAGUGUGCAAAGCUUUGUAAUUUUGCUUUGAAUUUAAAACCAGAUCUCUGAAGAUCACGUUUUCUUCCCAUCCAGCUGUGUACUCUAUCUCUUCAACACACAUCACAAAACUUGUCCCUCUAUGAAUGCAAGAAGUCUAAUGUUGCAAAAAAAAUGUCACUUGCUGUCCACCAUGAUGGCUUAACAGAACUGUAAAAUAGUAACAAAGACAGAAACAGAAAAAUACAAGGUACCAAUGAGAUCAUAACAAAUGCCACAGGCAAUGGUCUUCCAUACCAGCUACUUCCUAACAAACCACUUCCAAGUUUCACCGAUUUUUUAGUCUCGGUUCCACUUCCUGACUACUGCUAGAACCUAACACUGAGAGAAAAUCAUUGCUUCCUUUCCAGGAGAGCAGAAAAGAACUCAGAGGUGAAAUAACAUCACAAUGCAAGGCUUAUGCUAAAAAGUACAGAAAAAAAGUGGAUAAUAUGGAUAUAUCCAUAUAUUAUAUGGAUAAUAUAAAAGUCUAAUGAGAAUUAUUUUAGAAAAUGCACUACUCAAGGGCUCACAACUCUUUCCAUCUGAGGAGUUUUAAGAACCAGGGAAGAAAUGCAGUUUCUUUAUGAAAUCACUGGCACAUUAGUUCUGUCAACAACUGUGGACAUUACCUAAAAGUGUUCUCUAAUUCCUUAACAGCAGUGAUGUUGGCAGCCUUAGUGCAAAUUGCCUGAUGGUGUUUGUUGAACUCUGAAUAGCACUUACUCUAAAUCACAAGGACCAAACACAUUUGCACUUAGCCUGUGGAUACUCAUUAUCUACUAACUGCAAACUCAGAUCUCAAAAGACUAAAGCCCUGACAUGUUCAUCACAAGUCGCCUAACAGAAGAAAAGCCACCUCAAGUCUUGCAGCUGAGGUCUUCAAAUGAGCAUCUCCAUCCAUAUGGCAUUGCCAGAUUCGGUCACUACUUGCCUUUCUCAACCUGUGCAUUAUGCAAUUUGUAAACUUGGAUUUGAGAAGAAAGACACCUAUGAUAUUAAUAAUAUUUUAUCUGGAAAUGAGGAAGUAUGUUGGCAAGCUGUUACAGAGCAUGUGUGUUACCUUGAAUCAGAUCAAAGCGUGGAUUAUAUCAAAAGCAUACGAUCAUUUGGACCAGUCUGUGAAUCUGUUAAUUCGUACUUCAAAUCUCUGACCAAGGAGCAGUUUGUAAUUCAGUAUGUGUCAUGUUUUCACUGGACAAACUGCACAGAGGUUUUUCUGGACAUGUUUGAUGUUUUGCAAUCUACACAAGCUACAGAAGUUGCUCUUGGCUUAAUGAAACUAACAUCAUGCUUGGAGCGAGCCUUGGGUGACGUGUACUUACUUAAGGGUAACGAUUGUCCUUUCCUUCUAAGAGACUUGCUUGCGUCUGAGCAGCUUGCAGAUGUCUUUGGACAAGCUGUAAUGAAUGUACUAAGGGUAUUCAUUGGAUCUCCACAUGGUCUGAACCUUCGUAAUGUUUUGUGGCAUGGGUUUGUGUCACCACAAGAAAUUCCUACCAAAUACUGUGCUAUGCUGCUCUUUUUAACUGCAGGAUUGGGUCAAUUGUUACAGACCUAUCUUCUGCAAACAAAAGGUGUUUUAGUACAUCGAUCUUAUUUGAUCUUCAGUAGCUUAGAGGAGUUUGAUGCAUUUCCAGAUCUUAAUAAUGAAAUCCUUUCCAUAGCUGAAGAACUAGUAAAACUGUCCCAUUUUGUAUUAAAAAUUAUGGUACCAUUUUGGAUUGCUGCUUUAACAGCUUUCAAGCAAAGCAGGUAUGCUGACAGUGUGAUUCUCUUACUUCCUCAGCUGGAAGCUGGGCUUAGAUUGCUUUUCACUACAACUAAUAAAUGUCCAAAUAGGUUGCUAACAGCAGAGUCUUCUGCUCUCUACACCACUUUCGAUGAGAUGCUAGCAAAGCAUUUGGAUAAUGAAGAAGUCAACCAUCUACCUGUAGUUCUUGAGGAGCCUGCCAUGGACUUCCUUUGGGAUUUCUUGAACCACCAGGAGGGCCCACGUAUAAGAGAUCGUUUAAGCCAUGGAGAGAUCAAUCUAGAAACAUUUCCCAGAGAAAUAGCUAACCAAAUAUUUGGAUUUGCUAUUACUAUUCUCUGCAGAUUCUCAGAUAAGGAUAUAUUUUCUCUUAAGGAACACAUGGUCAUAAAACCACUGAUGAACUGUGCAAGUUGCUACCAGUCUCGAUUUCAUCCAAUUUCCCGACUCAAGAAACAGGUGCUGGAAUGUAUGAAGAGUAUCUGUUUGUGGCCUGAAUUGGAAACAGUGCCUGAGGAACAAGUACAAAAUAUUAAAGGGUUGGAAGGAAAUGCUGAAGCUAAUACUUUAAUUUUGAUGAUAUCUGAAAUUAUAUCUCAGUUGCAGCAUUAUAUGCCCCAGAAUUGCUGUAGUUCAGAUGAUCCUAUCAAUGGUGUCCUAACAGAGAGGCUGCUGGUCGAACUUUGUGAUACACGCAUUUGCACGCUGUAUUCCCCACGACCUGUCCUGGAAGUAGUGGUGGUACUCCGCAAAAUAAGCACGCAGUGCCAUCAAGUGUCCCAACAGGUUAUUGCCGGCGCUGGGCUGAGAUACGCGCAGUGGCUUAACAAGACUCUGCGUUCUCGCCAGAGGCACAACUAUCGGCGAAUGCUGAACAGCAUUAAAUUUUUGUCACCAGUGUUGCGGCUCAUCUUACUAUUGAUUACACUGGAACUAAUCGGCAUUCAUUCAGUUUGUAAGAAGAAUCCUUUUGAUUAUCAGCAGUAUCUAAAGUUUUUGAAGUCAGUCUUGCAGUAUACUGAGAACUUGGUGACAUACACAAGCCCUGACAAAAACAAGUGGGAUGAAACCGUGGAACUUACAAAGAAGACUUUGAUAAAAAUAAGGAAAAUCAGUGACAGAAAGCUAAUGUUGAUGCAUCUAGCUACAUGAAUGAAAUAGGCUUACGAUUGUCUGGGCAUUGUUAUAUCUAAACAGUUACAGAGACUUCAUAGACAAAUUUCAUAAGUUAUUUUCAAAUUUUGGAUGCAAAAUUUACUCUUUUUAUCAGAAGGUAUUUGCUGAUACUGGAGAUGAAUUAUCAAGGCUCCAGAGAAUGGAUUGUUUGUCAAAUCCACUGAAAAAGAUUUACUGUGAACUAAAUCAGGAUGAUACAAGUUCUACUGUAAAUAUACUUUGUGUUUUGUACAUUGAUUUUUAAAUUUUUUUUGUAUUUUUUUUGUUUCUUACUGUACUGAAAAAUACCUAAGAAAAAAGUGUGAAUAAAAGCUCUGGAAAUUUUUAAAUCAGAAAAGUAAUUUUUUAUUUUGGAAUACAUCAGCUAUUAUGUCAGAAACUGUGAUCAACAGGCUAAGAAAUUAGGAACUUUUAACAUAAAAUAGUGCUCAUUGGCAUCUGUGGUUGUUAUUAGUUGUAAACAGUCUGAUCUUGCUCUGAACUCUGAGGCAGAGCAGGUAACACAGUAGCAGUUGUUGAUAGAUGAGGAUUUAAAGGAACAGGAUGGAUACAGAAGGAUACUUUUGCAGGGUGUUUGUUUUGUUAAAUUUCAUCUUCUCGUUCCAAAACAUAUUUAGUUAGUUAAUUUCAUACAGAAUGAAUGUGAACACAGGUGCCUAUGCUCACAGACAUGUAUUCGCUGUGGUUUAGAAAGUUACCCUCUUAUUGCUCACAAUAUUAAUUUGAAUAUUUUAGUUUUUCAAAAUAAAUUCUCCCCCUUUUUCAUCACCAAAGAGUAGAACUUCAAAGGAAUGCAUAGGCUGAAGAACAGAUUCACAGAAGACCACCAGUAUCUCUCCAUUUGCUUUCUCCUAUGGAGAGUAAAAUCAGAGGGUAAUGUCUGGAGAAUGUUUGGCUCUACAAAGGAUUCAAGUUACAUUUUAAUAAGCUUCUUUGCAGUGUUUCUUGACUGGAAAUCACAGCUUGAGAAUUACUUGUUUGUUUUGUUCAUUGUAGGGGAUGGAUAUAAACUAAGAUCAUCUUGCUUCCUUUGUGCUACUCUUGAAAUAUAUUGUGUGUGUUUGAAAUUUAGCUUUGUCACUUCCCAAAAAUUCUUUUGUUGCCAUGAAAAUAAACUAUGUCAAGAAGUUUGAAUUAGAUAAAAUAGGUUAAAUCUAGAAAUGGAGAAUAAUUAGUCUAAUGUAGUGUAUAAGCCUAAAAGUUCAGCUUUUUUAAAAGCCUGAGUCAGCAGAUCCUAAUUGUAUUUUUGGAGGCUUAUUUUGUACCCACUGACUUUGCUUGGAUAUAUUAACUUCUGCUAAGUGUGUCUUGGUAGUCACACUUACGAUGACACAUGCUUUGAUGUUGAUAAGUAUUCUAAGACAAAAAUAAUUUAAGUUUUAUAUAGUCAUUGUAGGAACAAGAUCAAGAAAUUACCACACAGUCAUGUUUUGAAAGUACAUGAAUGGCUGGCACACUUUCUCCUUUUGAAAGUGCAUUCAUGUACUAAAAGGCACCUAAUAGACUGCAGAAGUAUAUUUUCAACAACAUAAGUUCUCUUUUUGUUGCUAUAUUUAAACUUUGGUUAAAUGAUCUUGCAUUCAGUUUACUGCAUUUGCUUUACCUAACAUUGACAGUUUCUUCUUUCCUAAUUAGUGCCACAGAUUUGAUUUGCUGCUCUAAGUUUGUGACAACAAGCAUGAAGGAUUUCUGGCAAUUCUGUCAAAAAUGCUUUUUCAGUUUGUUUUCCUACCUCUGAAGCUCUCUGAUGGAAACACUGCUACCAUCUAUUGUUAAACAAAUCUGCAACAGGCUGGGACAAUCCAGUUAGUUAUUCUGACUCGAUGCUGUCAUUUACCAGAAGGGCUUAUGCAUGCAGGGCUUAUGGCUUAUGACAGCCCUGCAUGUCAUUUGCAUGCAGGGCUUACGGAUUUUUCCUGCUGUUAAAAGACUUGUGGAAUAGAGCUGUAGAAUAAGUGUAUAUCCUACAAUGCACAUUGAAGAACAAAUGGCAAGAGAUGUUGUGGAGGUCAUUUGGUUUGUCCUUUAUCAGUUACUCAUUUUUCCACUUCAGUUACUCAUCUUUGCCAUCUCUUUAGAAUCACUUUUAGAAUGUAAGAGUCUAAACUCUGAACAAUCAGCAUUCCUGAGAGCAAAAGAAGCUUGGAAUUACUAUGUAUCUAGAUAUAUCUAGAAUUGUACCAAAAAAUGUUUUCUUCCAAGUGUGGUAUUUCAUCCAAGUAUUAGUUGGAUCUGAUUUAAUUGUUGGCCUUGCUCCCCAGGGUCUGUGUUUUCCUUGAGGCAUUCACACAGUAAAUCUAAAUAUCUAUAAAUCUAUAUAAAGAUUUGGAAGCUGCAGCACCCCAUGAGGAAAAGUGUUGAAUUAUUUUGUUUACCUAGAUAAUGCUAAUGAGGGAGUGAUGACUCAUAAGUUAGUCCAAGUUCAAUUCAUCAAUUUAUCAGAAUAUACCAAGUUGGAAGGGACCCAUAAUGAUAGCUGAGUCCAAGGUUAACUCCAGGCCUUGCACAGAACCAUCCCCACGAGUCACACCAUGUACCUGAGAACACUGUCCAAAAGCUUCUUGAACUCUGUCAGGCUGGUUCUGUGACCACUUCCCUGGGGAGCCCAUUCCGAUACCCAAAAACCUGGAUGGAGAACAUUUUUCUAAUAUCCAGCCUAAACCUCUCCUGGCAUAGCUUCAAGCCAUUUCAGUGUUUGUGAUUUUUGGUGCCUUCUAGGGAGCAACAGGAUCGACUACAAGUUCUCUGAGGUGGGCAUUGCACAAUGAAAUAUCUUUUAUGGUUAGACAUCUGUGUGCGAAAACAAAGCUUGUUCUUUAUGUUCUUUGUCAUUCUCCAGGAUGUGCUCUCCUCAAUGGUGAUAGGAAGGGUUAGAAACAGAACCAUGUGUUCUUAUUCAAACAUAACACCAGCAACUAAAAGUAAUUUAAACCUUAGGGUUGUCAUCACUACUGCAUUAUACAGAAACGUUUACGUAAGAGAUAGAGCCACAAAUGUAAUUUACUUCAUCUUUUAAUACAUCCCAUCUAGCGGUUUUCAAGCAGCCUGAUGGCUUUUGAAGUGAACACAUGGUGGCAGUGUUUGGUAAUUCAAAAUAGCACUCCAUGCUGACAUUCACUUUCUUAUCUCUUUUCUUAGGCUGUGUAUAAAAAAAUAAACUUUUCUUCUGAUUUCA